CCCCGGCUGCCUCCUGCAGCAGCGGCGGCGGCGGCGGCUCUGAGGGAGUUGCGCGGGCUCUGCCCGAUGUGGCAAGAAGCGAUGAUGAUGAGGAGGAGACGACGCUACCUGCUAGAGCGGGCAGAGCAGGCGGGCGGCGGCUGCGGGGCGAGCGGCGAACAGUCCCGCUCCCGGGACUGGCUCUACGAGUCCUACUACUGCAUGAGCCAGCAGCACCCGCUCAUCGUCUUCCUGCUCCUCAUCGUGAUGGGCGCCUGCCUAGCUCUGCUCGCCGUCUUCUUCGCCUCUGGGCUGGAAGUUGAAGACCACGUGGCAUUUUUAAUAACUGUUCCAACAGCCCUAGCAAUUUUUUUUGCUAUAUUUAUCCUUGUCUGCGUAGAACCUGUAUUUAAGAAGCUGCUUCGUAUAUUUUCUCUGGUGGUCUGGGUAUGUCUUGUUGCCAUGGGAUAUCUUUUUAUGUGUUUUGGAGGAAUCAUCUGUCCCUGGGACCAGGUAUCAUUCUUCUUGUUCAUCAUUUUUGUGGUGUACACCAUGCUGCCCUUCAACAUGAGGGAUGCUAUAGUUGCCAGCGUCGUGACCUCUGCGUCUCACACGAUUGUGCUGAGCGUCUGUCUGUCAGGCACAGCUGUUGUAAAGGAGCACUUGGUUUGGCAGAUAUUGGCAAAUGUAAUAAUUUUUAUCUGCGGGAACUUGGCCGGAGCGUACCACAAACACCUCAUGGAGCUCGCACUGCAGCAGACGUAUCAGGACACGUGCAACUGCAUCAAAUCCCGUAUCAAGCUAGAGUUUGAGAAGAGGCAACAGGAGCGUCUUCUACUUUCUUUACUGCCUGCUCACAUUGCCAUGGAAAUGAAAGCAGAGAUCAUUCAGAGGUUACAAGGUCCAAAGGCAGGCCAGCUGGAAAACACCAACAACUUCCACAAUUUGUAUGUCAAAAGGCACACCAAUGUAAGCAUCUUGUACGCUGAUAUCGUGGGAUUCACUCGCCUGGCCAGUGACUGCUCGCCAGGGGAGCUGGUGCACAUGUUAAACGAGCUCUUUGGCAAGUUUGAUCAGAUUGCCAAGGAAAAUGAAUGUAUGAGAAUUAAGAUCUUAGGUGACUGCUAUUACUGUGUUUCUGGACUACCUAUAUCUCUUCAAAAUCAUGCCAAGAAUUGUGUGAAAAUGGGACUGGACAUGUGUGAAGCCAUUAAGAAAGUGAGAGAUGCGACUGGAGUGGACAUUAACAUGCGCGUAGGAGUGCACUCCGGGAACGUGCUCUGCGGCGUUAUUGGGCUGCAGAAGUGGCAGUACGAUGUGUGGUCCCAUGAUGUUACCCUGGCCAAUCACAUGGAAGCUGGGGGAGUCCCAGGUCGUGUUCACAUCACCUCAGUCACCUUGGCACAUUUGAAUGGAGCUUACAAAGUGGAAGAUGGGGACGGAGAUGUGAGGGACCCAUAUCUGAAAGAGCAUAAUGUUAAGACUUACUUUGUAAUCAAUCCUAAGGGAGAGAAGCGAAGCCCUCAGCACCACAUUCGGCCUCGGCAUACUCUGGAUGGAGCCAAAAUGAGAGCUUCCGUCCGCAUGACCCGGUACCUGGAAUCCUGGGGAGCAGCCAAGCCAUUUGCACACUUGCACCACAGGGACAGCAUGACCACUGAAAAUGGCAAGAUAAGCACAACAGAUGUUCCCAUGGGGCAAUAUCAUUUUCAGCGUUGCAGAGAAAGAACAAAAUCACAAAAAAGAAGAUUUGAGGAAGAACUGAAUGAGAGGAUGAUUCAAGCCAUUGAUGGAAUCAAUGCCCAAAAGCAGUGGCUUAAAUCUGAAGACAUUCAAAGGAUAUCACUUCUUUUCUAUAAUAAGACUCUGGAAAAAGAAUAUCGAGCAACUACUCUGCCUGCAUUCAAGUAUUAUGUGACUUGUGCGUGUCUUAUAUUCUUCUGCAUUUUUGUUGUACAGGUUCUGGUAUUGCCAAAAACCUCUAUUCUUGGAAUUUCAUUUGGGGCUGCGUUUCUCUUUCUUUCCUUCAUUUUGUUUAUCUGUUUCGCUGGACAGCUUUUGCAAUGUAGCAAGAAAGCAUCAGCUUCAUUGUUGUGGAUCCUGAAAUCAUCUGGAAUAAUUGCAAACCGUCCUUGGCCAAGGAUCACUCUUACGUUGACAACUACUGCUAUAAUAUUAACCAUGGCUGUAUUCAACAUGUUUUUCCUGGAUAAUACUGUGAUAGCUUUUCCCUCCAUUCUUAAUUCAUCAAAUGCAAGUUUUCCUAAUUCAAGUAAUCACACACGGUGGUGUAUACAAAAUAACUGUUUUUUCCUCCCGUAUUUUAUAUACAGCUGCAUAUUAGGGCUCAUUUCCUGUUCCGUUUUCCUGAGGAUAAAUUAUGAGUUGAAAAUGGUAAUAAUGUUGAUUGCAUUGGUGGGCUACAAUGUUAUCCUUCUGCACACUCAUGGGCCCAUGUUGGAUGACUACAGCAAAUUUAUGUAUGCAAUGGCACCUCUUAGAAGGCCAGGAAUACUGAAGGACCUGAAGACAAUGGGCUCAAUUUCCUUGUUUAUAUUCUUCAUCACAUUAUUGGUUUUGGGUAGACAGAAUGAAUAUUACUGUAGGUUAGACUUCCUGUGGAAGAACAAGUUCAAAAAAGAGCGGGAGGAGAUUGAAACCAUGGAGAACCUAAAUCGGGUGCUUCUGGAGAAUGUACUUCCAGCCCACGUAGCUGAACACUUCUUGGCAAGAAACCUGAAGAAUGAGGAUCUGUAUCACCAGUCAUAUGACUGCGUCUGUGUCAUGUUUGCCUCUGUUCCGGAUUUCAAGGAAUUUUACACAGAAUCUGAUGUAAAUAAGGAAGGGUUGGAAUGCCUCAGGCUGCUAAAUGAGAUCAUUGCGGACUUUGAUGAUUUACUGUCAAAGCCAAAGUUUAGUGGAGUUGAAAAGAUAAAGACCAUUGGAAGCACUUAUAUGGCAGCAACAGGACUGAGUGCUACACCCAACCAAGAACAGUGUCAGGAGCCUGAACGACAGUAUAUGCACAUAGGAACCAUGGUGGAGUUUGCAUUUGCCUUGGUGGCAAAACUGGAUGUCAUAAACAAGCAUUCAUUCAAUGACUUCAAGUUACGAGUAGGUAUAAACCAUGGACCUGUAAUAGCUGGAGUAAUUGGAGCUCAAAAACCACAAUAUGAUAUAUGGGGCAAUACAGUAAAUGUGGCCAGCAGAAUGGACAGCACUGGUGUCUUAGAUAAAAUACAGGUUACAGAGGAGACGAACAAUGUCCUGCAAACACUGGGGUACAUGAGCACCUGCAGAGGAAUAAUAAAUGUAAAAGGAAAAGGAGAACUGAAGACAUACUUUGUACAUACAGAAAUGACAAGAUCCCUUUCACAAGGGAAUAUGGCAUCUUGAAGAUGCUUGUAUGUGUCAUCAAUACCAUAUUUUCAGGAAAGUAUCACGCACUUUUUAACUACAUUUUGGCCCUUAACAUGCGUGCUAUUUUCUGGUAUGUGGCACUUAUUUUAACAUGGCUGCAGAAUAGUCCCAUGAGCCAUCAUUUUGCACCUUGAUAUUUCUAUGUUCAAGGACAGUUGUGAUGUACGCUAUAGGACUGGAAGAUUGUACUGCUACUUGCACUGUUAUUCAAAGACAAGAAAAGAAGAAAUAGGAAUCAAAAGGAGGUGAUGCAUCCUGAAAGGACUAAAGGGAAGUGUUAGUGACAAAUGCGGGGAAAAAAGGCAAUAAAGCUAGGGGUGCAUACUAUUUCCUGAUGCAUGGUGUUUUCUGGAAAAAACAGUCGCUCCCCAAUAGCAUCCACUAAUCUGGUAUUAAAGUAUACAGUAUUGUAAAUAAGUUUACUCUGUCCACACAUGAUUUGGAUGUGAUCACCAGUUGCAUCUCAUAGCCAGGGACACGUUGGGUGGUUUGCUGGCAUUCUUUCUGAAGAGAGAACUAACAAUGCUGGAAUAGUUUUGUACAAACGUGUCAAAUGUUUUGAAGCUAUUGUCUUUUGUAAGGUUAAUUCAUUAAAAGUUUAUAUGUACUUUGUCUUACUGUUGCUGUCUCUUAGUUUUGCUUCCUUCCUUGGCUUCUGUCACUCUAAAGCUGCGUGUUUUCUGCUGCUGCCACUGCUUUUUAUUCAGUAGUUAGAUGUUGAGGCAGGCUAUGGCCAGCUAUAUCAACUGCCUUGGUCAAUAAUAUCUGCUAGACUUGCUAUUACCUUUCAGAAACUAAAUCACCUGUACUGUCUUCAAUCAUGGGUGGCAUUCUAGGCACUUUGCAGUCACUUACUACCUAGGUGAUACAAAAAACUGACCUCAAAUCCAUAAACACAAGCAAAGUGGAGAAUACUGAAAACAGUAGGAGUGCUGCUACUUAACAACUGGCCCACAGUGCUUAAAGAGUAACAAGGAGAAGCUGUACAAGAGAAGUUCUGUUUUGCACUUUGACAACCUCUUUUGCCCUUGCACGCACUUAACCUUCACAAUGCUGAAUUCUGUGGGAUAUUUAAAGUAACAAUCUCAUUAAUCAUUUAAAGUAAUAAUCUCAUUUAUACUCACUAGGACAUGAGUAAAAAUGCUAUUUUGUGGAUAUUUGAGAUUAAUUUAAAUCCCUUUGAAUUAAAAAGUAUCACACUUGCAGAGUUUCACAAAUGAGCCAGGUGAAAGACAGUAAAAGUAAGUAGUUUUACUAUCUGUGAUCCUUUGAAGCACAGAUAGUAACAAUUAAGUUUUGCAUUGUUGUAAUAAAUUAUUUUAGUCAUAGCAUCCUAACAAGAAAAUAAUACUAUUUACAAAAUAGCGAAUAAUUACAAGAUUUUUUUCUGAGGGAUACCAUAUGAAUAUGGAGGUCAACUUAUGCACUACGUUACCUCUAGCAUGUUAUUGAAAUGUAAAAGCAUUCAGACUGCUCAUUCAUGAAACAUACAUAUACAUUUGUAUAGCACUGGUAUCCUUGUGGAAGUCCUCAAAAUUAUGGGUCACAAAUACAUGGCAUCAGUCCAGUCUCAAUGAAUGUGGCACAGUUUAAUCACAGCAGCCAUCUGCCCACUAGUGAAUUGGAAUGACAGUAGAUUUCAAAGUGCCUAAUUUCAUGUAAAAAAGACAAUCUGAAUUUUGAUCCCCUUAAGUAAGCCUAAAAGCAAAAUGCAAGUUAUUUCACUUAUGUUCAACAUAACACACUUAAUUUUUCAUCCAGUCCUGGAGACUUUUAAUCAGUAAUUUUCAAGACAGGUACUCAGUCUAAUAAAAUCUCAUGAAAAAUAUUUAUGUUGUCUUUAUGAUUUCUUCCUUUUAAUUAAUAAGAUAAAUGUUUUCCAGUGGAAUUAAAGACUGUUCAAAUAGCUUACAUGGCUGCAAACCCAAUGUCUCAGUCAUUGGCUAGCUGUCAGUUAGCUAUGUCACUUAAGACUUCUAAAUCCCUCCUUGCCAUUUACUAUAAUUUGUCCUAGAAACACUGAAAUAAGUUAUUGAUCUCCUUCUUAGACUUUGAAUGUACUCUGGGCCUUUAAAAUCACUGUGGUAUUACCACAGCUCAACGCAAUAAUUUCUUACUGUGGAUGAAAACCCCUAUGUAAAAUUGAUUCUAUUAUAUUGUCAUAUAUAUGUACAGCUUUCAGGUAUAACCUGUGCAUUCAGGAUUUUGCUUUGAUUUGUAUUCUUGCUCAUCAUUAACAAACCUUGUGCCUAACUCCAUAACCUUGUUUCUGUGAUUUUUAUAAAAGUUAAACAAUUUUAUUUCUGUAAGCUAUGUAAUGUUAAAACAUCUGAAUGUUGGGGAAUUGACUAGUCUAAUGAAAUAUAAAGAAAGAUGUAUAUGUCCCCUCCAAGAGCAUGUUGAAAAUGCCCAUGUUCAAAGCACUCAUAUUUCACUGGUGUUCUUCUCUCAUUUUGUAAUUGCAUUUAGAUUCUUGCAGCCAAAUCCUGAUAAAGAACAAGAAAUUGAGCAAAAGAUACACAUAUCUUUGCCCAAAGAAAGGUGCCUACCUUCCUCUCUAGCCUUCAGUUGCUGAGUAUUACUAUCUUUCUAGUGCUGAGAAGCUAUUUGUAUUUAAUAAAUACCUCUUGUCUUCCAAUGCAUUUUA
Molecule: messenger RNA, 6046 nt
Organism: Vidua chalybeata
Lineage: Eukaryota; Metazoa; Chordata; Aves; Passeriformes; Viduidae
Gene: ADCY2
Product: adenylate cyclase 2
Exons: 25
Coding region: 67-3375 (1102 amino acids)
Biological process (GO): cAMP biosynthetic process; adenylate cyclase-activating G protein-coupled receptor signaling pathway; intracellular signal transduction
Cellular component (GO): plasma membrane
Molecular function (GO): adenylate cyclase activity
Source: RefSeq, a predicted model, not a curated record